AUGACUCUGCUCGUCGCUCUGAUACGAGACGCUGACUACAGCGCUGCGCCUCCUCCCCUGAAUUACACUGUCUAUACUCCAACCCGACUACGAUCGACGGUCCUCUUCUUCGCCCUCCUCUUUGUCGAUUCUGGCCCGCACCGUCGCAAUGGCCCUACCCUUCGUCAUGCUCACCUUCUGCAUCCCACUCCUCUUCACUGGGCUAUUCGACGGCCGCAUCCGCGUCCCCUUCCGCAUGUCGUCCAUCCCCGCGAACAAGCCGCUCUCUACACCAUCGUCAAAGACGUCAUCGCCGUCGACGGUGGCGGCGGGCUUCUCUACCGGCACGUCUGGGCGCACCGCUACCAGGCCUCGGUCGUCAUGCGCCGGCUGCUGCGGAACACCGCGCUCGCGUGGGGCGCCACCGGCACUGCGCUCGCCGGCGGGCUCGUCGCCAUCGCGUGGCUCGCCCCGCGCGACACCGCGUACGGCCUCGGCUUCGGCGUCCCCUGGCUCUGGGCCGUCGUCGGCACCGCGGCGACGGUCGGCUACGCGCGCUACAUGCUCCGGCUCGAGAAGGACAACUGGGGCCACCGUGGCGACCAGGCGCCCUACCGCUACAAGCGGCUGCCCAUCCAAUGGAGGCGCGACGAGACGAGUCGCGCGAUCGAGAAGCGUGAGGUACGGGAGAAGGGCGAGCGGCACGCCUCAGACCCCGACGAGACGACAGACGCGGUGCAGCUUCGCUCUCAAAAGGAGCCGGCCGUUCGUCCUACAGAAAGAGCUGGAUAA
Molecule: messenger RNA, 771 nt
Organism: Phanerochaete carnosa HHB-10118-sp
Lineage: Eukaryota; Fungi; Basidiomycota; Agaricomycetes; Polyporales; Phanerochaetaceae
Exons: 2
Coding region: 1-771 (256 amino acids)
Source: RefSeq, a predicted model, not a curated record